Micromonas pusilla CCMP1545 is the source of this 1103-nucleotide messenger RNA. RefSeq lists its product as uncharacterized. The transcript has a single exon. Bases 318 to 560 code for a protein of 80 amino acids. The record is from RefSeq and is a predicted model, not a curated record. NCBI's taxonomy places the organism in Eukaryota, Viridiplantae, Chlorophyta, Mamiellophyceae, Mamiellales, Mamiellaceae.
GGGCGUAUCACCAGGCUCCUACUCAAUCGCUAGUGCGCUAGAGCGCUAGAGCGCUAGCUAGAGCGCUACAUGGCGCUAGAAGGCGCUAGAAGGCGCUAAAAGGCGCUAGUACGGCGCUACAGUGAUAGAUAGCUUCUUCGCCCACUACCCCACUUGUCACUUGACACUAUUUCUGACCAGGUUUCAAAAGUUCUAUCUUUGAAAGUACUUUCGUACUUUCGUACAUUUAGCCUCUGAGGUUCGAAUUUUCAUCGUAUAAACAAAUGAUUUGAUAGCAAUAUUGAACUCAUCGCACGCCUUCGGUGGCUCUUCGCCCCAUGAGCUCAUGUUGCAUCAUCACAUCUGAUCGAAAGCCACGCGGGCUUCGCCCGCGUGAUAUUCGCGCGGUCGCCGUACCCUUAAACCCUAAACCCCAAACCUACCCCCCUACCACUACCUCGGGUGGAACUACGUUUUUCAAUAUCCUAAAACUCGCGGCCACCGUUUCGCCACCCUCGCGACUAGGGUCUCGCGACGCCGAGCUCGCUCCGACGCGAACGCGUAACCCUAAACCUAACUAGGGUUCGAGGACCCUAGCCGCGAGGGGGCGGAACGGGGCCGCUCGGGGGGUGGGGCGUCUUGUCCGAGCUCUCGGCGCGUACGUAUGGCGGCGACUAGCGACAGUGUGCUAGCUAGCAGUUUCUAGCGCUAGCUGGAUGACAGCAGCAACUGCCAGCUUAAGAGCUAGCAUCAGAUAGCAGCGGUUAGCAGAAAAUAGCGGCUGGCAGCAGUUAAGAGCGGUGACUCGCGCGAGCACUAGCGCUAGUAGCACUCUAGCACUAGCGGCAGCCAUCCAUGACCGGGACAGCAGAACUUCCAGCCAUCAGAUAGCAGCGGUUAGCAGAAAAUAGCGGCUAGCAGCACUUAAUAGCGGCGACUCGCGCGAGCACUAGCGCUAGUAGCACUCUAGCACUAGCGGCAGCCAUGGGCGGGUCCAGAGUACCUAGAAGCGAUUCGCAGCGGCGGAGGAUCAUAGCGCGUUUCUAGCUCUUCGCGAAUCGCUACGAAGUGCUAGCGGCUGAGGUGGCAGCGAACAGCUAGCACAUGUAGCGAACGAGCGCGCC